Messenger RNA from Salvia hispanica, 1362 nucleotides. The record is from RefSeq and is a predicted model, not a curated record. NCBI's taxonomy places the organism in Eukaryota, Viridiplantae, Streptophyta, Magnoliopsida, Lamiales, Lamiaceae.
AUGAUUGCUCUGUGUAUACGACAUCAAAUACAAGAAGAUGUUUCUUUCAAGGCCUCAAACAUAAAAACCUAUAUUCAUGAAAGAUUCAAUGUGGUGAUCAGUUACAAGAAGGCAUGGUAUGCACGGAGAAAGGCUUUAGAGAAUGUCUUUGGUGGAUGGGAGGAAUCAUUCAGACAGUUACCAAGCUACAUGCUUGAACUGCAGUCACAGAAUCCAGGCACAAUUGUUGAGUGGAAGCACAACGAGCUGUUGAGUCACGGAUGUAAAAAGGUGUUCAGUUAUGUUUUUUGGGCAUUUGGAGCUGCUAUACAUGCUUUUCAGCUGGCCCAACCGGUUUUAACAAUUGACGCGACUCACCUCCGAGGAAGAUUUAAAGGUAAAUUACUUGUUGCUUGUGGUGUUGAUGCUAACAAAAAAUGCUUACCUAUUGCAUAUGCUGUUGUUGAUGAGGAAACUGGCGACAGUUGGACAUGGUUCUUGAAACAUAAGUGCAAGGGUCCUAUUGUGAAAAGCAUGGUGUGGGCAUUGGGUGCUACAACUCAAGAGCGUAAAUAUAAGAGAAGGCGGCGUGCACUGCAUGAGGAAAGCCCUGAUGUGAUACGACAGCUGAAUAGGGCCGAAAAAGAAAAUUGGUCUCUUUGUUAUGAUGAUGGACUUAGAUGGGGGGUUACCUCAACAUACAUGUCGGAGUGCUACAACAAUGUUUUGAGGGGUGUAAGAGAGUUUCCAAUUAGAGCUUUGAUUGAUCUCACAUUUUGGAGAACAGUGAAAUGGUGGGCACAAAAGAAGACAAAAAUACAGCACACCGAAGGUCGGUUAACACCGUGGGCGAGGGACAAACUUGCUGAGAAUGAUGGCAAGGGGCAAAAACAUCACAUUUCUGUACUUGACCGAGGAUUAGGACAUUACCAAAUUCGAAGUCAGGCAUGGUUAGAAGAUGGGAAGCCAAAGGGCAACAAUGUACAGAAGGUGCAGUUUGAAGAUUCUAAGUGCACUUGUGGGAAGUGGCAGACGUGGAGAGUUCCUUGCUCAUAUGCUUGUGCAGUUGCUAGAGAUAGAGGUAUCGCUAUGUUUGAGCUCAUAUCUACAAAAUACCAUAAAUCUACAUGGGAAGCACAGUAUUCUAGUCCUCAUCCAUGGGAUGCACCAAGACACGAAGAUUAUUGGGCUAAACCUAGAUGGAAAUUGGACAUCACCCCUGAGCAGUUGCUUCCUCGAAAACGUGGCCGUGGUAGAAAGAAGAGGAUACCUAAUCAAAUGGAUGUUCGCGAGGAAGAUGAACCGAAAGCUCCCCGCCGUUGCAGGAAUUGUGGGCAAGAGGGACACGACCGAAGAAAUUGCUCAGUCGGUCGUGUUAUGUAG